Gloeophyllum trabeum ATCC 11539 is the source of this 312-nucleotide messenger RNA. RefSeq lists its product as uncharacterized. The record is from RefSeq and is a predicted model, not a curated record. The annotation marks the transcript as partial. The transcript has a single exon. NCBI's taxonomy places the organism in Eukaryota, Fungi, Basidiomycota, Agaricomycetes, Gloeophyllales, Gloeophyllaceae.
ACGCUAAACACAUCUACAGGCUACACCCCCUUUCAACUCCGCCACGGUUGCUCUCCCCGUGUUAUUCCACCCCUCGACCCUGGCUCUGCUCCGUCUUCUGAAACUGUCGACGCUCAUUCGCUUAUACAACGCCUUGACAAUGACGUUGCUGAGGCCCGCGACAACCUCUUCGUGUCCAAGAUCGACCAGGCAUACUUCGCAAACAAGCAUAGGGGCCAUGAACACAUCUACUCCCCGGGCGACUAUGUCCUACUCUCUACAAAGAACAGACGACAGGACUAUAAGAGAAAAGGCGAGUUCAGGGUUGCUAAA